AAUAGCCGGAACAAGAUAAAAGUGAAUAAAACAAAAACAGGCGCAGAGAGAGAGAGAGAGAGAGAGAGAGCUUCGAAGAAGAAGAAGAAGAGAGGUCUUUUCAGGCCAUCUCUGUAAUCUCCUAAUUGGCUCUCAACUAUUAAUGCCCAGACUGCGACUCACUCUCUUCCUCCUUUGAAUUUCAAUAUAAAUGCUGGCUCUCUCGUCUUCACUGCGUUCGUCUACUCCACCAAACCCUAGUUUCAGGCUUCAAACUCCUUGGUGCGUUGGGCAGUUUUUGAUGGCAUUGCGGCCUUCUUGAUUACAUUCAUUAAGUUUUAAAGGGCUUGUUUACUGGUAGGUCUUGCUACCAUAGAACUGUUAGGAGUUCACUGCAAUGGAUCACCUACGUUCAACCCCUGGUAAUGGCGAGGAUAAUGUCGGUAUUCCUGAUGAUAUGCGAUGCAAGAGAUCAGAUGGGAAACAGUGGAGGUGCACGGCCAUGUCUAUGCCAGAUAAAACAGUAUGUGAAAAGCACUAUAUCCAGGCAAAGAAGAGGGCAGCUAAUUCUGCAAUGCGUGCUAAUAUGAAAAAAGCCAAGAGAAAAUCGUUAGGGGAAAGUGAUGUUUACUUGGAGAGUAAGAGUGAUGAUUUUGACGUGCCACUGGCAAGUAUCAAAUCAGAGGAGUUUUCUCGUCCGUCCCCAGGGAAAAAGUUCACCAAGAUAUCAAGAAACCAGUUUCGUUAUUCACCUGAUCCACCACCUAUGAGGAGCGUGUCUAGGCAUAAUCCUCCAAAUGACGAGAGAGAAUCGGACGAGUAUGAGGAAGAUUGGAGUUCUUAUAAGACACCACCUGUUUCUGCCUUGGACUCAUCCAUGAAUAGGCCACAAAGUUUUGAUGCUAAUGCUAUGACAGUUUCGGAAUCCUCUGAUGGAAGCUCAGAAUCCUCUCAAGAGGCUGGUGGUCAAACUUGUCAUCAGUGCCGGAGGAAGGACGACACAGUCAUCUGGUGCCACAGAUGUGAUAGACGAGGAUACUGUGAUAGUUGUAUUCGUACAUGGUAUUCGAACACCCCAUUGGAAGAUAUUCAGAGCUCUUGUCCUGCAUGUUGUGGUACCUGUAAUUGCAAAGUGUGCCUUCGUAGAGACAAUUUAGUAAAGGUAAGGAUCAGAGAGAUUCCCGCUCUAGACAAGUUGCAAUAUCUCCAUUGUCUGCUGUCUUCUGUGCUCCCUGUGGUUAAGCAAAUCCAUCAAGAACAGUGCUUUGAAGUAGAACUAGAAAAAAAGCUUCGUGGAAGUGAUAUAGAUCUUGCCCGGACAAAACUGAAUGCAGAUGAGCAGAUGUGCUGCAAUUUCUGUAGGAUUCCCAUCAUUGAUUAUCAUUGGCAUUGUCCCAAUUGUGCUUAUGAUCUGUGCCUUAACUGCUGUCUCGAUCUUCGAGAAGCAUCUAUGCAAGUUGUCAAAGGAGAAGUGUCACAGGAGAUUGGUGAUGAAAAUCAAGAAAAGGGAACCGUGCUGGAGCAGUUGCCGAAAGUCAGACUAAUUUUUUCAGAAAAGUUCUCUGACUGGAAAGCGAACAGUGAUGGCAGUAUUCCUUGCCCCCCGAAGGAGUAUGGUGGCUGUGGUUAUUCAACAUUGAGUUUAAGUCGUAUCUUUAAGAUGAACUGGGUUGCAAAGCUUGUCAAGAAUGUGGAGGAAAUGGUUAGUGGCUGUAGGGUUAAUGAUGCUGACCAUCUAGAGAAAACUGAAGUUAAUGAUCCAAGACUUUGUCAGUAUGCCCAUAGAGAGGACAGUGACAAUUUCUUGUACUGUCCUUCAUCCCAGGAUAUUAAAUCUGAUGGGAUUGCCAAUUUUAAAAGACAUUGGCUCAGGGGUGAGCCCAUCAUUGUAAAGCGGGUAUUUGAUAGCUCAUCAGUUUCAAGCUGGGAUCCCAUGGUUAUAUGGAGAGGGAUUCGGGAGACAACAGAUGAAAAAUCAAAAGAUCAGAACAGAAAGGUGAAGGCUAUCGAUUGCUAUGACUGGUCUGAGGUUGAUAUUGAGGUUGGUCACUUCAUCGAAGGAUACUCUGAGGGACAAAUUUAUGAAAAUGGUCGGCCAAAAAUUUUAAAAUUAAAAGACUGGCCCUCUCCCAGUGCUUCUGAAGAGUUUCUAUUGUAUCAGAGACCUGAAUUUAUCAGUAAACUGCCUUUACUUGAGUAUAUUCACUCCAAGUUUGGUCUUUUAAAUGUUGCUGCAAAAUUGCCCCAUUAUUCUUUGCAAAAUGAUGUGGGACCUAAGAUUUUCAUAUCUUAUGGGACCCAUGAGGAACUUGAUAGAGGCAAUUCUGUGACCAAUCUUCAUUUCAACAUGCGUGACAUGGUAUAUUUGCUGGUGCAUGCAUGUGAGGUGAAGCAAAAAGGUCGGCAGAAGACAAAAACUGAGAACAUGCAAAAACCCUUCGAGGAAUCUGAGGUUAAAGAAUCUCAUGAGGAUCUGGAAAUGGGUACUGGAGACAGUACGUUCCCUGAUCUAUCAAUUGAUCAGAAUGAGGAGAAUCCAUAUGAGGCAAGGUUGGAUACAGAUAAAGUUGAUAGUGCAGCUGAUCAUGGGAUUGAAACUACUCCUGUUGAAGGGAAUACCAUCAGUUGUGAACAGUCAGAGAAAGAGGGUGAUGAUAUCUCUCAAAAGACUCAUCCUGGAGUUUUUUGGGAUGUUUUCCGUCGAAAGGAUGUUCCAAAGCUGACCGAGUAUCUAAGAAUACAUGGGGAAGAAUUUGGGAAGCUGAAGAGUGAAACAAACAACUUUGUGACAAGACCUCUUUAUGAUGAAACACUGUUCCUGAAUGAAAAUCACAAAAGAAAAUUGAAGGAAGAAUUUGGGGUAGAGCCAUGGUCCUUUGAACAGAAUUUGGGGCAAGCUGUAUUCAUCCCUGCUGGAUGCCCGUUUCAAGUCAGGAAUCUUCAGUCUACGGUUCAGCUGGGUCUUGAUUUCUUAUCUCCUGAAAGCCUUGGUGACGCUGCAAGACUGGCUGAAGAAAUUCGCUGUCUUCCAAAUGAUCAUGAAGCAAAGCAGCAAGUGUUGGAGGUUGGACAAGGGAAAUUUUACGUAGAAGUAGGAAAGAUAUCACUUUAUGCAGCAAGUUCAGCUAUUAAAGAAAUUCAGAAAUUGGUACUUGAUCCAAAAUUCAGUGGAGAGCUUGGGUUUGAAGAUCCAAAUUUGAUUGCAGCAGUUUCUGAGAAUUUGGAGAAAAUUACCAAGCGAAGACAGAUAGCAUGUACUUGAAACUGUCUACAGUAGCGGCGACUUAGAUGGUAGAAAAUUUAGUAAAGGGAUGGCUAGAUGCCUUGAUGAGUUUUCAACGUGUAAAUGUGCAAUGUGCAAUAUUGUGAAUUCUUAUGCUGUCUGAUUGUAGGGGUACUGCCUCGCACCAAAAACAACAGUGUAGUAGUUGUGCCAUUAGUUAAUGAAAAGCUAUAUAUUAAUUUCUGCUCUA
Rosa chinensis is the source of this 3452-nucleotide messenger RNA. RefSeq names its product lysine-specific demethylase JMJ25. The transcript has 14 exons. The record is from RefSeq and is a predicted model, not a curated record. Gene Ontology annotation, biological process: regulation of transcription by RNA polymerase II. NCBI's taxonomy places the organism in Eukaryota, Viridiplantae, Streptophyta, Magnoliopsida, Rosales, Rosaceae. Gene Ontology annotation, cellular component: chromatin; histone deacetylase complex. Gene Ontology annotation, molecular function: chromatin DNA binding; histone H3K9 demethylase activity; transcription coregulator activity. Bases 377 to 3241 code for a protein of 954 amino acids.